CCCGGAUAUAUUUAAGAAUCUUUGACGUGCGACUGGAAGCGUUUGGCACAAACAACAACACGACGAACGCAACGUUGAGCACUCAUGUCCUACACAGAAUCAGAAGAUCGCCGUCCGUCGACGAGCAACACCGCCUGGGGACCUCCUGGAAGCGUUUUUGACGACGACGUUCCGGGGUCGGCUGAUAGCGUGCGUCAUCAGAAGAUGCUUCGUCAACGGACGCUCAUGCAGCAGAAGCAGCGCGAAAAGCGCCUACAAACGGGAAUGGUUACGGCCAGCGAUGGCCCGGCUGCUCGGCCGUCUUCUCGCACGGGAAGUCGGUUGUCGAGGCCGGUUACGUCGCGCUCGAGUGCGUUUGGAGUCGACGAGCAACGGAAAACGACCGAGACGUCGAGUGUUCGCACGGACGCUCCUCAGUUGAACAACGACAAGUUUUCGCGGCAGCCCAGCGACAGAGUGCCGAUUGACAGUUCACUGACGUAUAGCAACCCGUUGACUGAGAGUCCAAUGCGAAUUUCGUCUCAGAGUGAUGUUGGAAGGCAACAGCCUCACACGGCAUCUGCUAUCCAAAAGAAGUUAGAGCAACGUGGCAUGGCUGGUAGUCUUGACUUUGUAGAACCAGCAGAAGAACAAGAUGCAAACGACGUCCAUGUCGAUAGACGUGGCUCUGAUUACGAACUAAAAGAUGAAACAGUACUGAAGUCGGUGUCUGCUGGAGCUCAGUCAUCACUUAUGGUUCCGGACACAUCUUCUAGGCCAGAGAGUCCGAGUUCACUUGGUUUAGUAGGUGGUAGUGGAUCAAUACCGAGAAUGAGACGUUUGAACGACAGUACAGUCGAGGCGAAGGCUGUGAGGAAGAAGAGUAAUGCCGUGCCAUGUUCUAUUGGUUAUGAUAUGGAUGAGUUGGAUGAUUUUAUACUUCGACCUGCUCCACAUGGUCAGACCAUUCAGUGUCGUCUAACGAGAGAUACACGAGGACUAGAUAAAAUGAAAUAUCCCUACUAUUAUCUUCACUUAGAACGCGACGAUGGCAAGAAGGUGCUGCUACUGGCUGCAAGACGACGUAAAAAGAGCAAGACUUCCAAUUAUGUUAUUAGCAGAGACUCUACGGAUUUGGCAAGAGAUGGUGAUAGCUUUGUAGGAAAACUGAGAUCCAACUUCCUGGGAACGCAAUUCACUGUGUACAACGAUGGGGUGAAUCCGUUCAAAGGGCGAGUGCUACCCGAUGCCUCCAACAUUCGGGAAGAAAUGGCUGCAACUCUUUAUGAGACAAAUGUGUUGGGAAUCAAGGGACCCAGAAGAAUGACUGUUAUUGUACCAGCAAUGGGACCAGAUCACACUCGGCUAAAAGUGAAUCCGAGACGAGCUGAUGACACUUUGUUGGAACGAUACCGGCGUCACGACAUGAAAAAUCUGCUCUGCUUGCACAACAAGACUCCACAGUGGAAUGAUGAGACUCAAUCGUACGUCCUCAACUUUCAUAGUCGAGUCACCAAGGCGUCAGUCAAGAACUUCCAGAUUAUUCACAACGACGAUGUUGACUACAUUGUCAUGCAAUUUGGUCGUGUAUCGGAUGAUGUAUUCACCAUGGAUUACAACUACCCACUGUGCGCUUUACAAGCAUUCGCAAUCACUCUGAGCAGCUUUGAUGGUAAACUGGCGUGCGAAUGACUAGAAUAAUUCAUAGAGAUGCUUCAUUUUAUGAACUUGAUUUUGAACUAUAGCAGCUCUAUGGUUUUAGUGUGUCUUGUACCCAGACUUGUAUACAAAUACGUUUCUUCAUUGUAGAAUGGCUUGUAGCUUUAGAUGGUUAGAUAUUUUAUUGUCACUUUGAACGUAGUGUCAUGUACAUGAUUAGAACAGAACUAUUGCACUAACUCCAAGGUGCACAUUGCU
This is a messenger RNA of Corticium candelabrum, 1896 nucleotides long. Its product is annotated as tubby-related protein 3-like. The coding region runs from base 85 to 1671 and encodes 528 amino acids. The record is from RefSeq and is a predicted model, not a curated record. Gene Ontology annotation, cellular component: cilium. Lineage: Eukaryota; Metazoa; Porifera; Homoscleromorpha; Homosclerophorida; Plakinidae. The transcript has 12 exons. Gene Ontology annotation, biological process: protein localization to cilium.